AUAAUCAACCUAACAAUUUAGAAGAACGUAAGCCUCCUGUAUCCAUCUGUAGGGCUGCUUGACGUAAAUGAACAUACCAGUUGUCUUUAAGCAGCCUAUGUGGCACGUACAUUUGGAGGACUCCCACCAUGUGCAUAGGCUUACAGGAGAACCAGGCAGACAAGGUAACGGCCUGAAACGGUGUCGACGUGGAGACGAAGCACACCUCUAUUACAUGGGUCAUGAUGCCCCUCAGGGCGAGUACACCCACACCCACCCACACGCGGCAACCCCCCCGACCCCCCAUGGUUUGUCAUUAUGGCCGUGUUCUGGCGAAUCACCCUGAGUGGCCGUGCGUGGUGGACAGCUUUGGGAGGGGCUUUGGCAGCUAAAAGGUAUUAGGCUUUCGGCUCGCUGAGUUAUUGUAGUCCCGUCUGCUUUCUAGAACGGAUGGUCAUGAUGAUGGAACGUGGUGCGUGGAGUGUUCCGUUGGUUCUGCUGCUUCUGGGAUGUAAUGUCCUCAGCCACGUUCUGGCCCAAGAGGUGGGGGUGUCUGAGUCGUGGACUGGCCGGGCCUGUAAGUGUGACUGUGAGGGGGGGGAGCCUCCUACUGAGUUCACCUCCUAUGGUUCCCCCUCUAUGGUCCGCGGACAGGACUGUAUGCCAGAGUGUCCGUACCACAAGCCUCUUGGAUUUGAGGCUGGUUCUGUGAGUUUGGACCAGAUCUCCUGUUCUAACCAGGACCAGUAUUCUGGUUGGUUCUCCUCUUGGACCCCUGGCAAGGCCCGCCUCAACAGCCAGGGCUUUGGGUGUGCGUGGCUGUCUAAGUUCCAGGACAGCAGCCAGUGGAUCCAGGUGGACCUGAGGGAGGUGAAGGUGGUGUCAGGGAUCCUCACCCAGGGACGCUGCGAUGCGGAGGAGUGGAUCACCAAGUUCAGCGUCCAGUACCGCACAGACGAGAAGCUCAACUGGGUCUACUACAAGGACCAGACCGGCAACAACCGGGUGUUCUACGGGAACUCAGACCGUUCUUCCUCCGUGCAGAACCUGCUGCGCCCGCCCAUCGUGGCGCGCUACAUCCGCCUGCUGCCGCUGGGCUGGCACACACGCAUCGCCUUGCGCCUGGAGCUGCUGCUCUGCAUGACCAAGUGCAGCUAAACCCUGAGCCCUGACCUCGUCCCCCCCCCCCUCCUCCUUCCUAAACUCUGACCUUUGACCGUAACCCCAGAGCUGCUGCUCUGCAUGACCAAGUUCAGCUAAACCCUGACCCCUGACUUCCACAGAGAUUGCCCUCCUUCAUGAGCUAUGCAGCAUCUACUGCUAGUCGCCAUGUUUCACACUGUGAUAAAGUUGGUUUCCAAACCGUAUAAUACUCAAACUUGCCCCGACCCACACUUUCUGACCUCUUGAUAUUGUAUCCUCUUCUCGCUGUGAUUUUUGUGGGAAAAUGUCCCUGUUCUGUUUUCAAGGUGCUUUUUAAUCCUUCUCUAACUCUGAUGUAAUAAGUUUGGCCUUCCAAUUUUCCAAUUUGGAAAGGAGAGCGAGUGAGAAAGAAUGGAAGAGAGCAGGAAAGAAAGAUGGCGAGAGAGAGAUAGAGAGGCCAAGACAGGCUUGAGGCUGAUGUUGUUGUUAUUGGGUGUUGUGUUAGCGUGCAGUUUGUGACAGUGACAUAGAACGUACUCCUGUUUCCCAUGGUGCUUUGCAGUUGUAUUGUUUUUGUAUCAGGUGUGAAUGUAACCUCAGGUUCACCAGAAAACCUUUUUACCUUAAAUAAACACCAACAUCUAUGAGUUA
This is a messenger RNA of Osmerus eperlanus (European smelt), 1773 nucleotides long. It is a transcript of the gene rs1a, whose product is annotated as retinoschisin 1a. Lineage: Eukaryota; Metazoa; Chordata; Actinopteri; Osmeriformes; Osmeridae. Bases 430 to 1137 code for a protein of 235 amino acids. The record is from RefSeq and is a predicted model, not a curated record. The transcript has 7 exons.